Molecule: messenger RNA, 8324 nt
Organism: Amblyraja radiata (thorny skate)
Lineage: Eukaryota; Metazoa; Chordata; Chondrichthyes; Rajiformes; Rajidae
Gene: brwd3
Product: bromodomain and WD repeat domain containing 3
Exons: 40
Coding region: 210-5933 (1907 amino acids)
Biological process (GO): cytoskeleton organization; regulation of transcription by RNA polymerase II; regulation of cell shape
Cellular component (GO): nucleus
Molecular function (GO): protein binding
Source: RefSeq, a predicted model, not a curated record
GUGAGGAGGCGGGCCGGCGUGCCCCCUGAAUGGCGAUCGGAGCGUGUGGCGCUCGGGCAGCGCCAGCAUCAACAUCAACCAGGCGGCCGUCUACAUCGAGCCCGGGCAACACCAACACCAGGCGGCCGUCCACAGCGAGCUCGGGCCGUGGGUAGCGUUAAUACCAGCACCAGCCGACCGACCCCAGCCAGCCCGGGCCCAGCCUCAACAUGUCCGACUGCAGCCGAGUAUCGCAGCUCGAGUGCGAGCUCUACUACUUGAUCGCCCGCUUCCUCCUCGCUGGACCCUGUCAGAAAUCGGCGCGGGUCCUGAUCCAGGAGUUGGAGGAAUAUCAGCUGGUCCCUCGGCGUCUGGACUGGGAAGGGAAGGAGCAUCGGAUGAGCUUUGUGAGCCUGGUAUUAGCCAACAAACAUGUAUCUUCAGAUCACUUGCUGCAAAUCUGUCAACGGUUUGGCCCCCUGUUGGAUAAGGAAAUCCCACCCAGUGUUCCUGGAGUGCAAACCUUACUGGGAGUUGGGCGACAGUCAUUGUUACGGACUAUAAAAGAUUGCAAACAUGUAGUGUGGAAAGGUUCGGCCUUCGCUGCUCUUCAUCGUGGAAGACCACCAGAACCUCCUGUGAGCUACGGAAAAUGUCCAAAUGCUGUGAAUAUUAUCACUUCGAAACAACUGACGGGAUGUGGAAGACAGAGCCAUGUUUUUCCUGUUGUGGCUUACCAGCAUGUGAAAAUGUACAAGAGGAUACUUGGGCAUCUUUCCUCUGUAUACUGCAUUGCAUUUGAUCGUUCAGGGAGGAGAAUUUUCACGGGUUCAGAUGAUUGCUUGGUAAAGAUUUGGGCCACUGAUGAUGGACGACUUCUGUCUACUUUACGUGGGCACUCAGCUGAAAUUUCUGAUAUGGCUGUUAACUAUGAGAACACAUUGAUUGCUGCCGGCAGCUGUGAUAAAGUGAUACGUGUUUGGUGCUUAAGGACAUGUGCUCCUAUUGCAGUACUGCAAGGACAUACUGGAUCUAUAACAUCUUUAUUGUUUUGCCCUGGCACCAGAGGAACAACACGAUACCUGACGUCUACAGGUGCAGAUGGGACCAUAUGCUUUUGGCAAUGGAAUAUGGAGACUAUAAAAUUUAAUGAACUUCCAGUGAAAUUUACAGAUAGAUCCAGGCCAGCAAGUCAAAUCUCCUGCUCUUCUUUCAGUUCUGGGGGGAUGUUUAUAGCAACUGGAAGUACAGAUCAUGUGAUUAGGGUUUACUACUUGGGUUCCGGUUCGCCAGAAAGGAUUUCUGAGCUGGCAUCACAUACGGAUAAAGUUGUCGCAAUUCAAUUCUGCAACAAUGGUCACAGCUUAAGAUUUCUUAGUGGCAGCCGAGAUGGAACAGCUAGAAUCUGGCAAUAUCAACACCAAGAGUGGAAGAGUAUAGUUUUGGAUAUGUUUACAAAAUUACCGGGGAGCAAUUCAAUUUCCAUGGAAGACAAAAUCAGUAAGUUGAAAGUGACCAUGGUAGCCUGGGAUCGCUGUGACAGCACAGUAAUCACAGCAGUGAACAAUUUUCAUUUGAAAGUGUGGAACUCCUACACUGGCCAGCUGCUUCAUGUUCUCUCGGGUCAUGAUGAUGAAGUUUUUGUGCUAGAAGCUCAUCCAUUUGAUUCCAGGAUAAUGUUAUCUGCAGGGCAUGAUGGCAACAUUUUCAUCUGGGACCUAUCAAAAGGAACCAAACUCCGGAACUUUUUUAACAUGAUUGAAGGUCAGGGUCAUGGUGCUGUGUUUGAUUGUAAAUUCUCUGCGGAUGGAUAUCAUUUUGCAUGCACUGACUCUCAUGGACAUUUACUGAUCUUUGGAUUUGGCUGCAUUAAACCAUAUGAAAAGAUUCCAGACCAAAUGUUUUAUCACACUGAUUACCGUCCUCUUAUCCGUGAUUCCAAUAAUUACGUCCUGGAUGAGCAGACACAGCAGGCACCUCAUCUCAUGCCUCCCCCAUUUCUGGUUGAUGUGGAUGGAAACCCCCACCCAACACACUAUCAACGGCUGGUGCCUGGUCGAGAGAACUGCAUGGAUGAACAGCUUGUUCCACAGUUGGGCUAUAUGGCAAAUGGUAAUGGAGAAGUUGUGGAACAAGUCAUCAGCCAACAGACAGAUGAUCAGUAUGAGAAUAACCAGGAAACCAGUGUUCUGGAUGAUGCUAUUAGAGAACUCCAGCGAGAACAUGAAAUGAGGCAGAGAAGUGAAGGAAUAUCUAUACCAGAUGAUCCUUACAGUAGAUCAAAUUCGCUAAACAGUGCCUUGCUGUCUUCACCGAAUCUCGGACUUCGAAGGAGUGGUCAAAUUGAAGGUGUCCGACAAAUGCACAAUAAUGCUCCGAGGAGUCAAAUUGCUACAGAGGGAGACCUGAUGGCAUGGAGCAGGAGGGUUGUAGUUACGGAGCUUUCACCUGGAAUUAGAAUAUUUCAGGAGGAAUUGCGUCUUUGCAAAGGAGAUGGAGAAAUCAAUCUGUACACAACUGAGAAAAAACGUAAACCAUUACAACCAACACAGAAGAACGAUGGUCAGGAUUAUUUUCCACAUUCAGGAAGGCGAAUUCAACGGCGAAAUCAACAUUUUUAUCAAACCCGUUCAACUGUGGAACGUCGUACUCGCAGUAUUCAUCGCGUGGAAGAACCAAAUAAUUCUUCGGAGCAGGAAAUGGAGACAGUUGAUGGAAGUGAUGGAUCAUCUGAAGAUGUUGAAGAAGAGUGGCAGAGUGAAAGCACUUCCAGCGAUUCUUCAAGUGAGUAUUCAGAUUGGACAGCAGAUGCAGGCAUUAACUUGCAGCCUCCCAAGCGACUGGUGAGACGAAAAGUAAGACACAACAGGAGCAGCUCUGACGAUGAAAAGAUGGGUGAAAGAUUGACUGUAAAACGUAAAAAAUCCAAACAGUCCAAGCAAAAGAUUAAACUUUCAUGUAGGUUUUUCCUUUUCCAGAGGCCAGGUGAACUUGCAUUGGAUGGUGUGCCUGUUGAAGAAUGGAUUCCUCCUGCUUGGAUCAGCGAUACCGUUCCACGCAGAUCGCCAUUUGUGCCCCAAAUGGGCGAAGAAGCUGUAUAUUUUCGUCAAGGACAUGAAGCAUAUGUGAAAGCUGUUAAAAAAGCAAAAAUAUACAAUGUAAACCUUCAGAAGCAACCAUGGAUCAAAUUAGAACUCAGGGAACAAGAGAUUGUGAAGGUCAUUGGGAUCAAGUAUGAAGUUGGACCGCCUACAUUAUGCUGUCUGAAGCUUUCUCUGUUAGAUCCUAUUACUGGCAAAAUGACUGGAGAAUCUUUCUCUAUUAAAUACCAUGAUAUGCCAGAUGUCAUUGACUUUUUAGUUUUGAGGCAAUUUUAUGAUGACGCUAAAAAGAGAAACUGGAAAGUUGGAGACCGCUUUCGCAGUAUAAUAGACGAUGCCUGGUGGUUUGGGUCUGUGGUGAAUCAGCAUCCGUUUCAGCCCGAGUAUCCUGACAGUUUGUUUCAGUGUUAUAAUGUCUGCUGGGAUAAUAAUGAGUUGGAGAAGAUGAGCCCCUGGGACAUGGAACAAAUACCGGAAAAUGCUACCUACCCUGAAGAAAUUGGUGCUAGCGUUCCAGUCACACCGGACGAGCUUAAAGACUUGUUAUAUAAACCCCAAGAAGGUGAUUGGGGAUCCUGCUUUGCAAAUGAAGAAUGUGAACGUAUCAUUCAGGGAAUUGAUCAACUGCUAGCACUUGAAAUAGCAGCACCAUUUUCUGCUCCAGUGGAUCUCAAUGCCUACCCAUUGUAUUGCACUGUGAUUGCAUAUCCAACAGACCUGAACACCAUCAGGAGGAAAUUAGAAAACAGAUUUUAUAGGACGAUUUCUUGCCUAAUGUGGGAAGUAAGGUACGUUGAACAUAAUGCUGGAACCUUCAAUGAGCUUGGCAGUCCAAUUGUCAAGUCGGCAAAGUUAAUCAGCGAUGUGUUACUGAAAUUUAUUAGGGACCAGAACUGCACCAAUAUUUUAGAGCAGUAUGAAAAAACUAAGAUAGAGGAGCUCAGUGAUGAUGAAAAUGACAAGGCUUCAGAGUUGGAUUCAGAUGCUCCUGGGACCUCCUCAGACACAAUAUUUUGGCUCCCAAGCCAACUGAAUAGAAGACCAUCGUUAAAUGUUGACGUGCAUACUUGGAAGGAACAGUGCAAGGAGUUUCUGAAUCUUAUGUUUCAGCGCGAAGAUUCUGAACCUUUCAGGCAGCCAGUGGAUCUCUUCGCUUAUCCUGACUACAGGGAUAUCAUAGACACCCCAAUGGACUUCAACAUGGUGAAAGAAACACUUGAAGCGGAAAAUUAUGAAUCACCUGUGGAGUUUUGCAAGGAUGUUCGAUUAAUAUUCAGCAAUGCCAAAGCGUACACACCUAACAAGAAAUCAAGGAUAUACAACAUGACACUCAAGUUAUCUGCCUUAGUUGAAACUCAAAUUAAAAACAUCAUCUCUAACUAUAAACUUGCCUUGAAGUGCCAAAAAAAGAUCAAACCAAGACAAAAGUAUAGGAAAAGAUUCAAAAGCAGCAGCAGUUCACAAUCCAGUAGCAAGAGCAGUUCACGGUCUGGCAGCAGGUCCACUUCCCAGUCAAGCAGCAGGAGCAGUUCUCAAUCCGGGAGCAGUUCACGAUCCAAAGGCAGGAGCAGUUCUCGAUCCAGAAGCAGAAACAGUUCUCGAUCCAGAAGCAGAAGCAGUUCUCGAUCCAGAAGCAGAAACCGUUCUCGAUCCAGAAGCAGGAGUGGAUCUCGAUCCAGAAGCAGAAGUGGUUCUCGGUCCAAAGGCAGGAGCAGUUCUCGAUCCAGAAGCAGAAACCGUUCUCGAUCCAGAAGCAGGAGUGGAUCUCGAUCCAGAAGCAGAAGUGGUUCUCGGUCCAAAGGCAGGAGCAGUUCUCGAUCCAGAAGCAGAAACAGUUCUCGAUCCAGAAGCAGAAGUGGUUCUCGGUCCAAAGGCAGGAGCAGUUCUUGGUCCAGAAGCAGGAGCGGUUCUCGAUCCAGAAGCAGAAGUGGUUCUCGGUCCAAAGGCAGGAGCAGUUCUUGGUCCAGAAGCAGGAGCGGUUCUCGAUCCAGCAGUCGUGCAUCCAGCCACAAACACGGAGCAGCAAACACUCCUAAUACAAUUCUGACUUCUUCGCCACCCUAUUUUGUAAGAACGAUUUCAUCAAGAUCAUCUCCAGCUUCGGAAACAGAUGAACUUUCAGGACGAUUGAAUAUUGAGCUUAAACAUCCACAUGUAUUGCCACUUCCUGAGUGGGAUGCACAGGAUAGGAUUCAAAGUGAUUCGGAGUCUGAAAAUACAAGCAUAAUCAAGAACACACCUACACCAGUAAAGCAAGAUCAAUUGUCUAGUGGUCCUUUAGUUAAUGGCCAUGAAAUGCGCACAUCUACUAAAAGAAAGUUGAUGAGUGACUCAGAAGAAAGUGAUUUGGACGAUACAAACCAGGGGGAGAUGGAAGAUACUGCACAAUUAGACAACGAUGCAUCAGCCAAAUCUGGGUCCGGAUCUGAAUGCGGGCCAGAAUCAGUUUCAGGGGUUGAUAAAGAUCAUGUUGAAGGAGAUCAUGAUUACAGCAAGGUUGUGAGAAGAAAGACAACAGGGAAAGGAAAUAUAAAAAACAGAGUAGGAGUAAGAAGAAAAAGGAGGAGGAGGAGGAAAGGUUUCAAAUUUACCACGCCGACAAACAAAUAUAAAAGGGCACGACUGAUGGAUGAUUGGUUUGAUGAAGAUGAAUUGUGCAUUGAUCGAUUAAAUAAAUGUUCCACAAUUAGAACUAGAAACCAAGGCAGAAGAACUGUUUUAUAUAAUGACGACUCUGAUGAUGGCUUUGUAGCAACUGACGAGCCCCUAAAUCUUGGCACGUCAAGAUCAGGAAGAAUGAGGCGAAUGACAGAGAAGGCUAAGGCAAGUCACCUAAUGGGAUGGAGUCAGUGACUGUUAAAGGACAGAACAUUUUAAGAUGAAUUUAUUUAUACUGCAGGGAUUUGAUAUGCACAUUAUUUUUACUAAUUUAUGUGGGAAGAGGGUGUUGAUGGGUGGGUGGUGAGGGUAUUGCUCAAACUAUUAUUUUUUGGCAAUGGUGGUUAUCCAGUCAUCAAAAUGCACUUCGGUCUCCCAAACCGAUGCUAACUGACUGCUCAAUCCAACCUUGGAUACAGUAUAUCCUUAAUGCAUUAGAAAAUAUCACUGUGUCAGGGUCCUAAAGUCAACAUCAGUUAUAUUUUGGCCACUUUACCACUGCAAUUUUUCGCAAAUCUGGACGGUGUUUUUAUUUAUCAAAUAAACAUGUGACAUAAUUUAACUAAAUUCCAGCCAUAACUUCUCCAUAUACAAUAACAAGCAUGUUCUGAAUUUUGCACAAUUCUUCCAGUCUCAGUGGCAGCUAUUAAAGGUUUACAACAUGACUAAUUUCACUAAUUAAGAUUACACCUUAUUUGAUCUGCACUGGAUUUAUUUUUUGAUUUAGUUCGAAUUGUAAUAUAUAUUAUGUGUGUUAACCUGUUUUUAUUUUGAAGAUUAAUUUUGUAUUCAGUUGUGUAUUUUGUCUUCCAGUGAUGGCGAUAAUGAACAAAUGAGUGGUGCCUUUGUAAAUGUGGUUAAUUUAUGUAUGAGUGAUAUUUCAUGGCGUUUUGUAUUAAUUUUGAACAAGUUGAGAUAUGAACUGCAAAGCUGUUUGAAAUGGGUUUUUUUUUCAAAUGUUUACACCCACAAAACAGACAUUUAAAAUUGCCUGUACCUUUUUCAUUGUUUUAUGUUUUUUUUUAAAUCUUUCCAUUUUAAUGGUCUUUUCCACUCAACAUUACGGUACUGCUUUCCUUCAACAAAGAAAUUGAAGAUAAUUAUGUUUUGCAGAUUACUUUGUUGCUGCUGAUAAUGCCUGCGCUUUUGUGCUAGGGAAAGAGACAACUAGUUUAAUAUCACUAGUUAAUUAGAGUAUCGCAGCAUUGAGUAACACAUCUAGAAGCUUGACAGUCCUUUUACCAGAUCAAAAUUGUCAAGUUAUUCAUUCUGUUUUCAUGUUAACUAUGGGCAUGUAUUUGGGGGACCUUCUUAACACCUCUUUUGCUCUUUAUGGCUUAUUAUACUCUGGUUUUACCUUCUACUUCUAAUCCUCCCAAGAAGAUGAUGAUGUUCAGCAACUACAACAUUUAAUUGAGAAUUUGAGCUCAGACUGUUUGAAUUGCAUGAGAAAAUACACUGAUUUUUUUAGAUGUUUCUUGAAAAUGACAUCUUAUUCUCACUGAAGGAAUCCUAACACCAAUGGAAAUAUGGGACACAGUUAUAAACUCCAUUAGUUUGUGGGUGGCUUCUAAAUUACAUCUAAUUCACCACUUUCUGUUCACAUGCAGCUCUUUACUGAGUGGUCAAUAUAAGGAUUGCCAUGUUUAUCCAGGUCCAGUACACAGUGCUAGUAAGAUUUUCUGAGAAAAUCAUGAUUAUUAAUAGAUAUUAAUUCAUUUUUAGCAAAUUGUACUAUUUAAGUUCUGUUCAAACCUGACACCACCCCCCCCCCCCCGCCUUCCCCCACACACCACCCAUCAACACCAUCUCCUCCAUUCCCCAAAUGUGAGAUUAGCAUUGUAUAGGUGCUAUAAAACUACUUCCUAUUUAAAGUGUUUCACUAAAGUUGCUCGAGGAAUAUGGUUAUCUGUACUCGAACUUGUGCAGGAAGAUCGGGAGUCCUGUUUAUUUUUCUACAGAAAAUGUACAUUGAACUCAUUGUUUCUGUUAUUUACUAUAGAUUCUGCAAAUCUUUGUAAACCAGUCAGGAUGUUUUGGAAAUGCUCUAAUCACGGCUGGACAAUCAAACUGAAUUGUAUUGAAAUACAUUUAAAAAUAUAUAUAUUCUUAUUCAGUAAACAUUGAAGUGCAACUCUAGUGAAAUACCUUAUUAAUUCUACUCCAAAGAUUUCAUACUAAGAAGGUAUUGUGUGCUCCAUCUUCUCCCGCCCCUUCCUAUAAAAUCAUGUGGAACACUUUCCCAAUUCAUGAAGAAACAAUGUGUGAAUUACUUUUGCUUAUAGCUGUCGAUUUGAACCAAAACCUUCCAGAAACGUGGCUUAAAAAUGGACCAGAUUGUAUCAAUAAAUUGACUUUAAAUAGAUUUUUCACCAAAUCCUUAAUAUUGGUGGCAGUCAUUUUAUAUAUGUUAGCAUAAAUCUAUUUUAAAAAGUCAGCAUUUCAGGGAUUUUUCUUGCCACUUAGGCAGACCAAACGUAAUGUUGAUAUGCAAACAUAUACUGUGACAUACGUUUGACAAUUUUUGUAUUGUAAAAAGUGUACAUAUGUAACCAUUUUGUUUAUAAAAUAGUUACUACACCUGUU